UCGACGUGGACGUCGAGAGCAAAAGGGAUAGGUUGCCCUUCGUAGAAAUGCGACGUGAUAUGACGACGGUGAAGAGUGAUGUCGUUGUGACGACGGCAACGGCGGCGACGACGAUGUCGUUGACGACGUCGUUGACGACAUCAUUGUGGACAGCACCACUGUGGACACCAUCAUCGUGGACAUCAUCACCGUGGACAACGUCAUCGUGGACAACAUCAUCGUGGGCAACAUCAUCGGCAGUAUCCUCAACUACAUUGUCAUCGACGUCGACAUCAACAGCGAGCACGGUGAAUGCAGCCGCCCCAUUCAAUCGUCUGUUCGCGACAACACUAUUGCUGUUGUUGCUGGUAUCGACGCAUCCUGGUCCCGCCGCGGCCGCCUGCCGGUGGACCAACGAGGCUGGCAACGACACCCGUUCAGCGGAUUGCGCCCUUCGCGUGCUAGAUCCUACGGCGAUCGUCACCCUGGCGCCGUCCCUUGAUGGCGCGCUUAAACUACGGAUUCGCUGCAGCGACGUGCACCACUUUGAGAGCAGCUUGAACGCGCAAAGUUGGCAGCGGCUGGCCGGUCUGCAUGAACUGCACGUGCACGGCUGCAAGGUGUUACGUAUCCCAGAGGAUGCGUUUUUACCAUUACCGGAUCUUAAGCGGCUCGUCGUACAGACGUUCAAUGCCGCUUGGGGUGCUGCCAGAUACCUGGAGUUCGCGCCGAGUUCGCUCCGAGGCCUCCGCGAGCUUCAUACUCUGGAGAUCGUCGAGAGCAACGUACAGGCGCUGCCACCUAAACUGCUUUGCGAGCUCGACAAUUUGCAGACUCUCAAUCUCACCGGCAAUCGUAUCCGCGACAUCGAUGAUAUCGGUCUAACGGUGCGCGCUGAGAUCAACGGUGGAUCAUCCUGCCGCGCCGAUAUCAGGAUUCUGGAUCUAUCACGCAAUGAAUUACGGCAACUGUUCGAUGACGGACCGCUGGUGAGCCUGCGGCAACUGCAAGAGCUACAUCUGCAGCGCAAUGCGAUCACCGAGAUCGGCAAAAAUGCCUUACAUGGACUCACUGUUCUGCGCACAUUUAACGUCAGCCACAACUCCCUGGAUUCGUUGCCCGAGGAUUUAUUCAAAACUACGCGCGACCUACGGGAGAUACACCUGGCGCACAACGGCCUACGUGAUUUGCCACGGGGCGUGUUCACCCAGCUGGAGCAGCUGCUGGUGCUGAAUCUCGCCAACAACCGCCUUGGCAGCGAUCGUGUCGACGAGACUACUUUCCUCGGUUUGAUUCGCCUGAUUGUGCUUGAUCUCUCAUACAAUCAGCUGACACAUAUCGAUGCCCGCAUGUUUAAGGACUUGUUCUUUCUACAGAUCCUCGAUCUACGCAAUAACUCGAUUGACCGUAUCGAAAGUAACGCUUUUUUGCCGCUCUACAAUCUGCAUACACUCGAACUCUCCGACAACAAGCUCCAUACUGUAGGAGCACAGCUCUUUAACGGUCUGUUUGUACUAAAUCGCCUGACCAUGUCCGGGAAUUCGAUUUCGAACAUCGACACGAUGGCGUUUCGCAAUUGUUCCGAUCUCAAGGAACUGGAUCUCAGCGGUAACGAGCUUACUGCAGUGCCGGACGCAUUACGCGACCUCGCUUUCCUCAAGACCCUUGACCUGGGCGAGAACCGGAUCAGCGAGUUUCACAACGGUUCCUUCCGUAACCUUCAUCAACUCACCGGUCUACGUCUAAUCGGCAACGACAUCGGUAAUCUGACUCACGGUAUGCUCUGGGACUUGCCGAAUCUCCAAAUCCUCAAUCUGGCUCGGAACAAAGUACAACACGUGGAAAGGCACGCGUUCGAACGUAAUGUCAGAUUGGAAGCCAUCCGCUUGGAUGGCAACUUUCUGUCGGAAAUCAACGGUGUAUUCACCAGCAUCACUAGCCUUCUGUUACUGAAUUUAUCGGAAAAUCACAUAGAGUGGUUCGAUUACGCCUUCAUACCUGUUAAUCUUAAGUGGCUCGAUAUUCACGGCAAUUUUAUCGAAAGUCUUGGCAAUUAUUAUAAAAUUCGCAAUUCCAAAGUGAAGACUUUGGACGCUAGUCACAAUCGUAUCACCGAACUCUCGCCGUUGUCUGUGCCCGAUAGCGUGGAGCUAUUAUUCAUCAACAACAAUUACAUCAGCAUCGUACGACCAAACACAUUCGCCGACAAAGUGAAUCUCACUCGGGUUGAUAUGUACGCGAACAUGAUCGAGACGAUGGAGUUAACAUCGCUACUGCUGACCAAAGUACCGGAGAAUAAACCACUGCCGGAGUUUUACAUCGGUGGCAAUCCCUUCAACUGCAAUUGCUCGAUGGACUGGUUGCCGGCCAUCAAUAACCAAACCUCGACAAGGGAAUAUCCGCGUGUCAUGGAUCUUGACAAUGCCAUGUGCCGUACCUCUGGGCCGCGGGGAGUCGCCAUCGUCCCAGCCUCGACUGCACGCUCGGAACAGUUCCUCUGCCGCUACGAGGCGCAUUGUUUUGCCCUCUGUCAUUGUUGUGAUUUUGAUGCCUGUGAUUGCGAGAUGACCUGUCCAGCAGGUUGCAAGUGUUACAAUGACCGUACAUGGAAUACGAACGCGGUCGAUUGCUCAGGUCUUGGAGUCGAAGAAAUCCCGCGUAGGAUACCAAUGGAUGCCACCGAAGUCUAUCUGGACGGCAACGUGUUACGAGAGUUGCAGAAUCACGUGUUCAUUGGCCGUAAGAACAUGCGCGUGUUAUACGUAAACGCCAGUGGCAUUGAAUCCAUCCAGAAUCGCACCUUCAACGGCCUCAACAACCUGCAAAUUCUACAUCUUGAAGACAAUCGCAUACGCGAACUCAAGGGCUUCGAGUUCGAGCGAUUAUCGCACUUGCGCGAGCUUUAUCUACAGAACAAUAUGAUUGGCUUCAUUGGCAACCUUACGUUCUUGCCUUUGCGAUCGCUUGAGAUUCUCAGAUUGCACGGCAAUCGGUUGGUAACCUUUCCAGUGUGGCAAGUCACUUUGAACGCUCGAUUGGUCGAGCUAUCGCUAGGCGGCAACCCAUGGUCGUGCCGCUGCAAAUUCCUGCAGGAGCUGUCUUCUUGGGUGUCAGACAAUGCGCACAAAGUCAUUGACGCUGGCGACGUAUGGUGUUAUUACGGCGGCGACGCCAGACCAUCUUAUCGACGCCGUUUGAAUGUCAACGAGACCGCCUGUUCGGAUUAUUUCGCUCAAGGUGGCGUGAUUGAGAGUAUCAUGGUAUCGGACUAUUUACCGUUGGUAGCUGCCACUCUCUCAGCCAUCAUUGUUCUGCUGGUGAUUAUAGUACUCGCUUUCGUGUUCCGCGAACCGGUCGGCGCCUGGGCCUAUUCCAAGUACGGACUGAGAUUCUUGCGCACGAAACCGGGCAAAGCCGUGACGACGGCGAGCAUGGGUCCUGCAGCGGCGAUGGCUACAGGCUGCUGUGACGCCGAUCGCGAUCGCCUCUACGAUUGUUACGUGUGUUACAGUCCGAACGACGAGGACUUUGUCUUGCACUCGCUGGCAGUCGAACUGGAACACGGUGCGGCUGGUCUGAGACUCUGUCUCCAUCACCGGGAUUUGCCUUGCGUGCUGCGCGCUUCCGCACCCGCACCAGCCGUCCUCGAGGCGGUGGACGCAUCUCGACGCGUGCUAAUCGUGCUUACUCGUGAUUUCCUUCAAACGGAAUGGUCGCGUUUCGAGUUUCGCGCAGCGUUGCACGAAGCAUUGCGCGGUCGUGCCUCCCAGCUGAUCGUCAUCCAAGCUGGCAAUAUCAGUACCGAGGUUGAGCGCGAUCCCGAGCUGCGGCCCUAUUUGAGAACGGCCGCGCUCAUACUUACAUGGGGCGAGAAGAGGUUCUGGGAACGAUUAAGGUACGCUAUACCGUCGUCCACGACAACUGCAAUCAUCGCUACCAGUACCACCACCACCACUACAGCCGUCGGCGAUGUGUCCGUCGAGAGCAAAUCCUCGCCGUUGGUGUACAAACGCAACAUCAACACCUACACACUGGACGGUGGUGUCGGUAGUCUCGAGAAAACCGGGAUGUCGACGCUGCGCGGCGGUCAACGCGCUGCGCUCUUCAAGGACGCCUCGUCGGCGUUGAUGCUGCAACACGCGCCGCCCGCUUAUUCGUGCGGCGGUGCCCCGCUUCCCCCCAUGCUGGCACAGCAACAACAGCAGCCGCAGCUACCACCACCGUCGUCGUCGCCGGCGCAACCCAGGUUAACCGUCAAUCACGCCUACCGGGACGCGAUGCCAGCUAGUAAUCUCAUCACGACCACUGUCGCCACCACCAACACCGCCAACUGCGGCGUUAGCGAGGACCACAGGAGACCGCUGUCCGAGCACAUCUACUCGUCCAUCGACUCGGACUACUCCACCCUUGAGAGGACCGCCUGGAGGCAGCAGCAACCACCGCCACCACCGCCCCCACCCACCUCUGGACAGGCCUACCUGGUUUAGCUCCCUGCGACCGAUCCCGGUAUCCCCGUGUGGGACUCGUGGGACUAUCGUACUGUCGAUCCGACUACAAUAACGAUGAGCGACGGUAGUCGUUCUGAAAAGGUUGUGCCGAGUCUUGUCCACGUGACGCACGGUCGACAGAUUGUGAAUUUUCGAAAACGUUGCGCGCGUGCCGAGUCACGAAUCCCUACGAAAUAUGUGUACAUAGUUCAGGGACAUCGUCGCGAAGGACGAAGGACGGUGUAUUCGCAUAUCAUAAUUAUCUCUAGAGACUUUGGGGAUGCCUAUCGCGAUAAUGAUUGCGCCGGUUUUCUUUUUUGCUCAAUGAAAAUUUUCAUUUUUUUAUGUUGU
Messenger RNA from Trachymyrmex septentrionalis, 4817 nucleotides. RefSeq names its product toll-like receptor 7 (gene Toll-7). The transcript has a single exon. Lineage: Eukaryota; Metazoa; Arthropoda; Insecta; Hymenoptera; Formicidae. Gene Ontology annotation, biological process: signal transduction. The coding region runs from base 48 to 4466 and encodes 1472 amino acids. The record is from RefSeq and is a predicted model, not a curated record. Gene Ontology annotation, molecular function: protein binding.